This is a messenger RNA of Danio aesculapii, 1186 nucleotides long. Its product is annotated as L-threonine dehydratase catabolic TdcB-like. Lineage: Eukaryota; Metazoa; Chordata; Actinopteri; Cypriniformes; Danionidae. The transcript is spliced from 7 exons. Gene Ontology annotation, biological process: L-serine catabolic process; L-threonine catabolic process. The record is from RefSeq and is a predicted model, not a curated record. The coding region runs from base 17 to 1093 and encodes 358 amino acids. Gene Ontology annotation, molecular function: L-serine ammonia-lyase activity; threonine deaminase activity; pyridoxal phosphate binding.
UUCGAGAGAACGCCGAAUGAAAGGCUUAGAUUUGGAAAAGCAGUUUAAAAAAUCCAGCAUUAUAUUUUGGAUUGCACUCCCGGUUUUACGCAACAAAAACAAACCUGUCAAAUCAGAAAAAAUGGGAGAUGUGUCAGCAGACAUGAUUACUGUAGGAAUGCUCAGAGAGGCCUGUGAGACUGUGAGAUCCAGCCCCAUGGAUGUUAUCAAGACACCGUUGAUCCCAUGGAGCCAAACCACACUGCCCCUCCACACCUCCUGCAAUAUUCACAUCAAACUGGAGAACAUGCAGCGCACAGGUUCAUUUAAAAUAAGAGGUGUUGCAAACCAGUUUGCCAAGAGACAUAAAGGGGACCAUUUUGUGACCAUGUCUGCUGGGAAUUAUGGGAAAGCUUUUUCAUAUGCAUGUAAGCAUUAUGGAUCCAAAGGCAAAGUGGUGAUGCCAGAAACCGCUCCCAUCUCCAGAUCUGUGCUUAUACAAAGUUUAGGAGUUGAGGUUGAAAGAGUCCCAACUACUCAUCUCAUGGAUGUUGUUAACCGGUGUGUUCAAGAGGACGGCAUGACUUUCCUUCAUUCCAUUGAUGAUCCAGACCUCAUCGCUGGACAUUCCAGCCUAGGUUUUGAGAUCCUGGAUGUUGUACCCUAUCCAGAUGUGGUGGUUGUUUGCUGUGGUGGUGGAGGGUUGCUGUCUGGUGUGGCCGCUGCCAUUAAACUGUCUGGUUGUGAAGACACAAAGAUCUAUGGAGUUGAACCAGAAGGAGCUUGUACAAUGUAUAAGAGCUUCAUUGAGAAGAAGCCUGUUGGUAUGGACGCUAAAAGCAUUGCUUCAGGACUGGCGCCUCCAUUUGCAGGUACGCUGGCGUAUCAGCUUUGUCAGAGGUAUGUGGAGAAGAUCGUGCUGGUGAGCGACGAGGAGAUCAAAUCUGCAGUUUCCACACUUUAUAAAGCCGGUCUGGUUGUUGAACCUUCGGGCACUGCUGCGUUCACUGCCAUCAUCAAUGACAAAAUACCAGAUAUUCAAGACAAGAAUGUGGUGGUGAUUCUCAGUGGAGGAAAUAUUGGCAAAGAUGAGCUUAGCAACUUCCCAGACUGAGAAAACAAAAGAAAAUAAAUAAUUUCUUACCAAUAUACAUAUCAUUACAAAAAGUGUUGGGUAAGUACCUUUAAAAAUAUAUUCUUUACUAAU